GACUUAUGAAGUAUCCUAGAAGCAGUCCGGAUUCUGGAGAACUAAGACCUCGCAAGAAGAAUCAGUUUAACGGUUCCUACUGAAUCAAAGAAAUCCAUGGCGUCAACUUCUUCUGCCACCGCUUCUUCAGACCCUGAACUCUACUUAAUCAAGCAGAUUAGAACCCAUGAAGUUGCCAUAGCAGAGCUGGGCAGUCUUUCUUCUUCGCGGACUGUCUAUCAGAAAAACGGUCACUUAUUUUUCCGCACAUCUAUUCAAAACGCAACAUCAUCUGAGGAAAAACAACUUGAUCAGGCAAAAGCUAAGCUAGAAAAGCUGAAUUCCCAGUGAUUGUACUUGGCAGUGGUGUGCACGACUGAAGCCCAUUAUUUGUCACCAACAAAAAGUAUUGGGUUGAAACGAUUUUGUGUUAUCAUUUGUUUAAUGCAAGAUGCAAAGUGCUGGGCUGAGACUUGAAUAAAUUUUCUCAGAAACAAAUCUCAAAGUGAAUUUCCCUUUCAA
Molecule: messenger RNA, 501 nt
Organism: Gossypium arboreum
Lineage: Eukaryota; Viridiplantae; Streptophyta; Magnoliopsida; Malvales; Malvaceae
Exons: 4
Coding region: 97-330 (77 amino acids)
Biological process (GO): protein folding
Cellular component (GO): prefoldin complex
Source: RefSeq, a predicted model, not a curated record